AUGAGCCAGUCGGCUCAAAACAUCCGCGGUUUUGCACUGCAGAAGUGCCCUCCUGUCCAGAUAAUGGAACAGCGCCUUGUCGCCUUGCUGCACGUUCUGGCUAUGACGACGCUCACAUCCUUGCAAGCACGGCUUGUCACAGACGAGAUUACAAUCCACCUCCUGGCCAUUGUCCAACCUGUCCCGGCUCGUGCACGGGGCAACGGUCGACAAGGCGGCAGUCGUCGACAUGCAGUGCGAUCCGCAGAGACAGGCGUCGCAGCCCGGAACUGCCGUAGUGCUGCAAUCCUGCUUGAUGCAGGCUACUUGCGCUUCGACAUUGCGAGCGAAACCGGCCAGCCAGUCUGGGAGAUGGCGAAGUUGCUCCUCGAAUGGUUUGGUCUCAUUGUGCACAAGGAGUACAAUAGGCCCGAUGCGGUACCUGUCGUCUGCGAUGCCGACGAUGCCAGCACGAUCAAAGGUUCGGCGCAUUCGCCUGCCGUCCUUGACGGAAAGCUUGUAGCCAAUUUGACAACGUCAAGCCCG
Molecule: messenger RNA, 525 nt
Organism: Mixia osmundae IAM 14324
Lineage: Eukaryota; Fungi; Basidiomycota; Mixiomycetes; Mixiales; Mixiaceae
Exons: 3
Source: RefSeq, a predicted model, not a curated record